AUGGGCAAGCAGUCUGACGACCGGCCGGCCUACCUGAGCUCCGAUGAUGCGAAAUACUCGCUCGGGGUGCAUCGUGGCCCAUUGGCCUCGGCUGGCUACGACGACACCUCCAAGCUCGAGCAGGUCGAGUCCGCGGGAGGCGUCUCACUGGCCACCACCCAUCGCACGCGCAAGCAGAAGCUGGCGCGCCAUUGGAAGCGUUUCUGGUGCUGCUACUUGAUUGGCAAUGUGAUCUUCCUGGCCAUUUUCCUUCCGGUAUUCUUCCUCGUCAUCAUCCCGGCCAUCUCCCAGCUGGUCGUCAACAAGUCCAGCCUGGUUCUCGUCAACGCCGCAGUCAUGCAGCCCCGUCCCGAUUCGAUCCAGCUGACACUGGAAUCGGCAUUGGAUCUGAAGAUCGCAUUGGACGUGCGCAUUGAACCCAUCACGCUGAACCUGUUUAACCGCGACACAGGCCCCGAGCAGCCGUGGGCAAAUAUCACCAUCGAUGGCAAGACCAUCAAGGGCAACACCACCCUCGGUGUCAGCGACCAGUAUACCCCGCUGACCAACGAGACCAUCUGGACCAACUACGUGCAUGACGUUGUGUUCAACAAGGAAUCAGCCUUGUCCCUCAAGGGCUCCACCAAUUCCUACCUCGGAGUGCUCAAAUCGCAUGUGACCAUGGACAAGGACGUGUUGUCGCCAACGCUGAACUCAUUCGAUGGGUUCACCAUCUCCGACAGCACCCUGCUCUUCCCCGCCCGCGACGACGGCACUAACCUCAUCGGCAAUGCCACUCUGCCCAACCCGUCCGUGCUGACCAUCGAGAUCGGCACCAUUAUCCUGGACAUCUACAGCGGCAGCCUUCUGGUCGGCAACGCCACCCUGACAGACUUCACCCUGAAGCCGGGGAACCACUCGGCUCCGCUUACCGGAGUUUUGGACCUGGCCAAGAUCAUCAAGAACCUGGGCGCAGUGCUCAAGUCGCAGGCGACGGCCCUCAAGUCGGGCAACCUGGCCCUCGACACGGUCACGCGGUCCGUGGUCUGGAACGGCACCGAGGUCCCCUACUACACCAAGGUCAUGUCCGAGCUCACGCUCACUGCGAACGUGGGCGUGGUCUCGACCUUGAAGAACACCUUGCACAACCUGCUGCAUGGCGACGGCAGCAGCGGUGGUAACCUGUCCUCCAUCAUCUCGAGCCUGAAUCUCACGUCCGCCGUGGACUCGGUGAAGGAGAACCUGUCCUCGACUAACAGCAGCAGUAGCGAGCUAUCCUCCGCGCUGAAGCGCAACGUCCAUCUCAUGGGCGCGUUCAAGGAUGAGCACCCUGUCAAGCGGGAAGCGAUGAUCCACUCGCUGGCCGAGCUCUAUGUGAACGCAUGA
Penicillium canariense is the source of this 1365-nucleotide messenger RNA. RefSeq names its product DUF3712 domain-containing protein. The coding region runs from base 1 to 1365 and encodes 454 amino acids. NCBI's taxonomy places the organism in Eukaryota, Fungi, Ascomycota, Eurotiomycetes, Eurotiales, Aspergillaceae. Gene Ontology annotation, cellular component: fungal-type vacuole membrane. The transcript has 3 exons. The record is from RefSeq and is a predicted model, not a curated record.